This is a messenger RNA of Pimephales promelas (fathead minnow), 1442 nucleotides long. RefSeq lists its product as uncharacterized. The record is from RefSeq and is a predicted model, not a curated record. Gene Ontology annotation, cellular component: nucleus. Lineage: Eukaryota; Metazoa; Chordata; Actinopteri; Cypriniformes; Leuciscidae.
ACAGGCUGGAAAGUGCGCUUGCGCAGCGCAUACGCAGCUUUCUACGAAGUUUCUGGAUAUCUGGACGCAACGCAAAAUAUUGAUUACAUUUCACCAUUCUGAGACUCCCCCCUAAUUGGACUGAGUGAAGCGUUCUGCCGCGAAGAUGUCCGUGUCUUCGCUCUACCUCAAACAAGACAAUAUGGUGCGCUUCAAGAGGAGAAAAGCACGUUUCUCCUUCAGUGAAGUGCACAUCCUGCUAGACGAGGUGCGGAAGAAUCGCCACAUAGUUGUGGGCAAGUUUAACGCAGGCAUUCCCUCUGACGUGAAGCGCAGGAAAUGGGCCGAGAUCACGGCGCGUGUUAAUGAGAUUGGAGAGUGUGACAGAGAGAUCAUGGAGGUGAUCAAGAAAUGGUCCGACCUCAAAUGCGACACAAAGCGCAAAGUGGCUGCUCUGCGGACUGGUGCUACGGUAUCCCUGAGACUGGCACGGUCCAAUAUUGAACUGUCCCCGAUGGAAGUCAUUGUGGAGUCCAUACUUGAACUGGACAAGAAACCAUGGGAAGCUACACAGAGGUCCAGAUCUCGCAGUCAUGGUGAUGAACAAGAGCCUGUGUGUGAGGAUGAGGAAGAGGAGGAUGGGGGGUUUGUGGGAAUGGGGUCGGUCAACAGUUCCCCAACCAGAGGAAUGGAUGUGGGAGGAAUGCCUGCUACUACAAGCGGAGAUGGUGGCGCUAGUGAGAUGCAGUACGACGGAUCCAAAGCUGGAGAUCCUGAAUCCCACUUAGACUCAGAUGAAGACAACCGUGACCUCUUCCCAUCAUCCUCUAUGGCAUCCGUCAGUAACUCUUACUCUGAGGAGGACGGAGUUGCAACUAGAGGCAAUAUUGGACACGUCUCCUCCACAGCCACCGCCUCUGCUAAAAGACCCUCGUCUUUCUCUGGGGCGGAGCCAGACAGUUCACGUGAGCAAUUAGCACACAACGCAAGCCUUAGCGUGCAGGAGCAGCACACCACUAACGCUCUUCUGGCCACGGUCUCACGCUCACUUGAGCUUCUUGCAGAGUCCGUGCAGCAGCUAGCGGAGACGCAACAGGAGUUUGCGCGCGAAUCAUUGCAGAUACAGAGGGAUACCGUGCAGGUGAUGCGAGAAUUUGCCUCCGGCGCGCUAACGAUACUACACGAAAGGGUCAACGGCAAACCUGCGUUGUGAAAUGUGUGUUUAGCGUUCAGAUGAUGUCCAACAAGCAUCAGAGCUUGACCCGUUGUUGAUAAACUGCAGUCAGUAGUCAAUGUUUCACUGGAACGUUGGUGACCAUUAGAGGGCGCAAUGUCAAGAUGUCAAAAUACUGUGAUUUAGUGCAAGGACAAAGACAACGGUUUGAGAAGAUGCUUUUGUAUCUGGUCUCUCUAAUAGGGCACACUUAGGGUUUUUGUUUAUAGUGAAGUGAAAAAAUGUGAGU